This is a messenger RNA of Oldenlandia corymbosa var. corymbosa, 738 nucleotides long. Lineage: Eukaryota; Viridiplantae; Streptophyta; Magnoliopsida; Gentianales; Rubiaceae. The record is from the annotation of a GenBank genome assembly.
AUGGUUCAAAAGUCAACAUAUAAUGUUGGAUCUAGUUUAAAGGGAAAGUACACCAAUCUUGGUAAUCAGACUGGAAAUCCUUCUGUGUCAAGAAGCAGCUACAACAAUAUUGGAAAGGAAAAUGAACUGAGACUUGACAAAGCUGCUAAGAAGCUAUUGAAAUAUGAUCAAUGUGGUAUGACUGGACAUCUUAGAAGUGGAUGUUUCAAGAUUAUAGGUUAUCCAGACUGGUUUAAGGAUUUGAAGGAUCAGAGGAAUUCAAAUGCUGGCAGAAUCACAGCACAUAUGGCAGAAACACCAACUGAUGUGGCUCUUGGAAAUGAAAAGGAAGAAUCUGAUGAUCUGAUGGGAAUGAUGAACAACAUCAGGAGAAUGGAAAUGGAGCUUAACAGGAUGAUAAAGGGCAAAGGAUCAGAAGCAGAGCUUAUCAACUAUGCUUAUUUCUUAGACUUUGCAGCCAGUAGAUUGUCUGAUGAGAAUCAUAUGGCUUCACAUCGAAGUCAACAUCAAAUGAAGGAGAAAAAGGUGUUCUUGUCAGUUGGUGGUUCAAGAUUAUUUCCGUUUAAGAAUAGAAGAAAGUUUGCUGUGAGAACUUGGCCUUCCUUGGAAAAGUUAUCACCAACACAUUCUAGUGGGAACAUUGAGGUUGAAGAAGAAUCGCUUAGUGAAGAUCAAGGGUUGGAAGAAUCUAAUGAAGACUUUGCUAAUCAUUGGAGUGAUUCAAGUGAUGAAGAUUAA